Plutella xylostella (diamondback moth) is the source of this 7203-nucleotide messenger RNA. RefSeq names its product CREB binding protein nejire (gene nej). The record is from RefSeq and is a predicted model, not a curated record. Gene Ontology annotation, cellular component: histone acetyltransferase complex; nucleus; transcription regulator complex. Gene Ontology annotation, biological process: positive regulation of transcription by RNA polymerase II. Gene Ontology annotation, molecular function: chromatin DNA binding; histone acetyltransferase activity; protein binding. Lineage: Eukaryota; Metazoa; Arthropoda; Insecta; Lepidoptera; Plutellidae.
AGCGUAGAAAAAGUUUUCAUCAACAGCCGCCAUUUUGCGCUGGAUAGACUGAGAAGAAUUUCGGAAUUUGCCGUGUAAAUUUUCUGUUUUUUCUUACAUCAUUUUCUCAUAAACUGUACCAUUCCGUGUAUUUUAAAGUGUUAAGUGUAAUCGUGUUAAUCGAUCGGUUAAAUAUCUUGUGUAAAAUAGCUAAAAUCUGGUGGUAUUGUUUUCAUUGUGCUAGUUCCGACGGAAGAUGGUGAGAGGGUCUGUGUAGCUCUUCGAUUCGGAGCUUUGUAAUGGCGAAUACUUGAGUGAAAAUUUUAAUAUGUGCCUUCGAUGGUGGGAAGGACAUCGAACGAUCGGGAUGUGGGUGAAUUAUAUUGUGAUGGAUGACAAAUCGAUAUAAAAUGUUAUUUCUUGAAAAUAUUAGACAUAAAAGUGUAAUUUAAAUCGGCGGGCCGAAAUAUUCAAGACGGCUUAGUUUAGUAAACAUAGCCAUGGGCGAUCAUCAUGUGGAUGAGCCGCCGAAUAAGCGGGCUAAGAUGAUUCGAGACCCUUUCCAGGGUCCCUCCGACUCGGCAGCUGUCAUCACUCGCUACAUCAACCAUCCCUCGGCCAUGGCCACUACUGUCAUGCUGCCCAAAUAUCAGGAAGUUAAAAAUCUUCAACAUGUAGAUGGGUUCUCGAACAUCCAAGACAUGUUUGAUCUUGAGAAGGAUCUCCCUGAUGAGUUGAUGGGAUGGGAACAGCCGGGUGUGACGGGGCCGAAGCCCCCCGCGCAAGGCCCCGGGCCGGGGGGGCAGAUGUCCCAGCAGCAGAUGAAUGGGGAUGACCCCACUGCUGCCAUGCAAAGGCAGAUUAAUAAUCACCUUAUGCAACAAGGAAAGCAAGGUGGCUUAGUUGGCCACAACAAUCCCCUAGUUUUGGGUAGUUUAGGAAGUAAGAGUCCCAACUUGCAGUCACCUCCUAAUGUGUCUGUAUCUAAGGACCUCAUGGGUGGUAUGCACCCGCAAUUAAUGCCAAAUACGAGUCAUCCAAAUCAGCAACUUCAUUCAUCAAUGCCAAUGAGUUCUAUACAAGGUGGUAUGAACGUGGCAAACGUGGGGGGCAACAUGAUAGUGGCCAACAGCAGCAUGGGCGCCGGCAUGCUCGGCGGCGGCCUCAUCAACAAUGUGAACAAACAGCUGCCCACCAUGAUGGGCAACAACCAUCACCAGGGCCCUCACCAUCCGCACGCUCAGGCGAUGCAGAAUGGCCCACAAGCUCGCAUGCCAGUAGGCAUGCAAGCCCCCGUGAUGCGGAGUUCUCUUCAGCACCACCCGCGCAUGCAAGUACCCGGCGGCGGCGGGCACCCGCUGCCCUACCACCCGCAGUACGGGCAGUCGCCGCAGGGCCCGGGCGCGCCGCCCGCCCAGCGGCCGCAGGGCGUGAGGUUCGGCCCGCCCGGCGACGGCGGCGCGGCGCCCCAGGCCGUGCCGCCCGCGCCCUCGCCACAGACGCCGGGGGCGCCCUCUGGCGGACAGUCGCAACCGCAAGCGGCGACGCAAGCGCCCCCUCAGCCCCCCGCCUCGGGUUCAAUAGCGGACCCGGAGAAACGCAAGUUGAUCCAACAACAGCUCGUGUUGCUCCUCCACGCACACAAGUGUCAGCGGAGAGAGUCCCAGAGCAAUGGAGAGACGUGGCAGUGCUCGCUGCCACACUGCAAGACUAUGAAGGGUGUCCUCAACCAUAUGAUGUCCUGCCAAGCGGGAAAAAACUGUUCAGUACCUCAUUGUUCCUCGUCAAGACAAAUCAUCAACCAUUGGAAACAUUGUAAUAAGAAUGACUGUCCUGUGUGCUUACCCCUUAAACAAGCAGAUAGGACUAAAAGUAAUAAUAUGAAUGCGGCAGCGGCAGCGAGCCACCCGACGGCGGGCGUGGGCGCGGCGCCGGUGGGCAUGGGCCAGCCCGGGCCGUGCCCCGUCAACACGCUCGCGCCGCAGCAGCCGGCCGCGCCCGUCACCAGCACGGGCGUCGACCUGAAGCGAGCCUACGAGGCGCUCGGCAUCACCUGCCCAUCGUCGGUCUCCAACAUGGUGGGCUCGGGGUUCCCGCGGCCGCCGCUCACCCGCCUGGCGGGGCCCGCGCGCCCGCCCGGCCUCACCGACGUGGUGCCGCAGCAGCCACAGAUGCAGCAGCUGUUCGCGCAGCAGCCGCAGCAGGACUUGCAGCAGCAGCAGCAGCAGCAACUGUUGUUUGGCAACUUGCCGUCGCAGAUGGGCGGCGGGUCGCUGCAGCUGGGCGGCGGCGCCGUCACCGCCAACCCCGCGUCCGGCACCAAGGAGUGGCACCAGUCUAUCACUGCCGAUCUCAGAAACCACCUCGUGCAUAAACUGGUGCAAGCGAUAUUCCCGACGCCGGACCCGACCGCAAUGUUAGAUAAGAGAAUGUAUAAUUUAGUAGCGUACGCGCGGAAAGUGGAGGGAGACAUGUACGAGAUGGCGAGCACGCGCUCCGAGUACUACCACCUGCUGGCCGAGAAGAUCUACAAGAUACAGAAGGAGCUCGAGGAGAAGAGACAGAAGAGGAAAGAGCAGCAGGCGGCGCAGCAGGCGCAGGCGGCGGCGGCGGGGGGCGUGGGACCGGGGGGCGCGCUGGGCGGGGCCCUGGCCGGCGCCAUGCGGCCCGCGCCCCCGCGCGCCCCGCUCGCCGGCCGCAUGAUCCCCUCGCCCGGCAUGCUCUCCAUGCAGCCCAGCAACCGCCUGCCCUACAGUACUACGCUGGUGGGCCCGCCCGGCCCCAGCCCCAACCAGCUGCCGCCCACGCCCAACGGCUCCGUGGUGGGCGGGCCGGGCAUGUCGCCCUUCCACCAGCCGAUGACGUCGCCCGUGCCGCCCACGCCCGCGCAGUACGCGAUGCAGAGCAACGGCCCCGCGCUGGGCGCGUCGCCCGGGCCCGGCCUGGAGGCGGCCAAGCGGCAGGCCGGCCCCGUGGCCAGCCCCUUCGUGAACCACGGGUUCCAGGGCCCGCCCGCGCCGUCGCCCGGGCCCGGCGGCUCGGCCGGCACGCCCGCCACGCCGCUGGCCGCGCCCUCCCCCGCGCCCGAGCCGCGCCCCUCGUCCCGCGCCGCGCCCGGCCUCUCCUCGCAGAUGGCGGCGCUCAACGCGGCGGCGGACGCGGACGACAGCCCGCCGCCGCCCGACGAGCCGCGCAUCAAGCGCGAGCCGCUCGACGACCCCGACGACCCGCCCGACUCCGGCGGCAAGGGCAUGCGCAGCGCCGACGACAUCAAGAAGGAGCCCAUGGACCAAGACUUUUCUAUAAAACAGGAGCCGAAGCUCGAGAUCAAGCACGAGGUAAAGCAUGAAAUCAAAACGGAGAUCAAGGAGGAGCCGGUGGAGGCGGGCAGCAGCACCACGCCUCGCUGCGUCAAGGAGUUCAAACCUGAAGAACUGCGCACGGCUCUGCUCCCCACCCUCGAGAAGCUGUUCCGCCAAGACCCGGAGUCGCUGCCGUUCCGCCAGCCCGUGGACGCGCAGGCGCUGGGCAUCCCCGACUACUUCGACAUCGUCACCAAGCCCAUCGACCUGUCCACCAUCAAGGGCAAGCUGGACCGCGGCGACUACAAGGACCCCUGGGAGUACGUGGACGACGUGUGGCUCAUGUUCGACAACGCGUGGCUCUACAACCGCAAGAACUCGCGAGUCUACAGAUACUGCACUAAGCUCUCAGAGGUGUUCGAGCAAGAAAUAGACCCGGUGAUGCAGCAGCUCGGCUACUGCUGCGGGCGCAAGUACACGUUCAACCCGCAAGUGCUGUGCUGCUACGGGAAGCAGCUGUGCACCAUACCGAGGGACGCCAAAUACUUUAGUUACCAGAAUAGUCUAAAAGCCUAUGGGGUUGUCUCCGAUAGAUACACGUUCUGCCAGAAGUGCUUCAACGACAUCCAGGGCGACACCGUCACGCUGGGCGACGACCCUCUUCAGCCGCAGACAUCAAACACCAAAAUUAACAAAUCCAAAUAUUGCAGUGUGAUCAAAAAGGAUCAAUUUAAAGAGAUGAAGAAUGAUCACUUAGAACAAGAGCCGUUUGUGGUGUGCAGUGACUGUGGUCGCAAGCAGCACCAGAUCUGCGUCUUGCACCACGACUCGAUAUGGCCCCAGGGCUUCUGCUGUGAUAAUUGCCUUAAGAAGAAGGGCGCCAAACGGAAAGAUAACAAAUUCUGCGCUAAGAAGCUGCCACCCUCUAAACUCGGCAUUUAUAUAGAGACGAGAGUGAAUAACUUCCUCAAGAAGAAGGAGGCUGGCGCCGGCGAAGUGCAUAUACGAGUUGUGGCGUCGUCGGAUAAGAUGGUAGAAGUGAAGCCGGGCAUGCGCUCGCGGUUCGUGGAGUCGGGCGAGCUGUGCGCGGAGUUCCCGUACCGGGCCAAGGCGCUGUUCGCCUUUGAGGAGGUCGACGGGACGGAUAUCUGCUUCUUCGGCAUGCAUGUGCAGGAAUACGGCAGUGAAAGUCCAACGCCAAACACGAGGCGGGUUUACAUAGCAUAUUUAGACUCAGUACAUUUCUUCCAACCGCGACAGUACAGGACGGCGGUGUACCACGAAAUAUUAUUAGGCUACUUGGACUACGCCAAGCAAUUAGGUUAUACGAUGGCGCAUAUUUGGGCCUGCCCGCCUUCAGAGGGAGACGACUAUAUCUUCCACUGCCAUCCGCCCGAACAGAAGAUACCCAAGCCUAAGAGACUGCAAGAGUGGUACAAGAAGAUGCUAGACAAGGGUAUCAUUGAGAGGAUAAUUCUGGACUACAAAGACAUUCUGAAGCAAGCUAUGGAAGACAGCAUUUCUUCGGCGGCAGAGCUCCCGUACUUCGAGGGUGACUUCUGGCCGAAUGUUCUGGAAGAGUCCAUCAAGGAGUUAGACCAGGAAGAGGAGGAGAAGAGAAAACAGGCUGAAGCCGCCGAGGCAGUGAUAUUCCAGUCUUCCGAGGAGAACGAGCAAGGCCCCGACGGCAAGAAGAAAGGCCAGAAGAAGGCCAAGAAGUCGAACAAGUCGAAGGCGGCCCAGAGGAAGAACAGCAAGAAGCAGAGCGACCAGCAGCAGGGUAGUGAUCUCAGCGCGAAGAUAUUCGCCACCAUGGAGAAGCACAAGGAGGUGUUUUUCGUCAUCCGGCUACAUUCCGCACAGUCCGCAGCUAGCUUAGCGCCAAUCCAAGACCCGGACCCGCUGUCCAACUGCGACCUGAUGGACGGGCGCGACGCGUUCCUCACGAUGGCGCGCGACCGCCACUACGAGUUCUCGUCCACGCGGCGCGCGCGCUUCUCCACGCUGUGCAUGCUGUACGAGCUGCACAACCAGGGCCAGGACAAGUUCGUGUACACCUGCAACAGCUGCAAGGCGCACGUCGAGACCCGCUACCACUGCACCGUGUGCGACGACUUCGACCUCUGCUGCCCCUGCUACGAGAAGGAGGGCCACCCGCACAAGAUGGAGAAGCUCGGCCUCGACCUCGACGUGGGCUCCUCCCCCGGCGACCUCAAGCAGGCCAACCCGCAGGAGGCGCGCAAGCAGUCCAUCCAGCGCUGCAUCCAGUCCCUGGUGCACGCCUGCCAGUGCCGCGACGCCAACUGCCGCCUGCCGUCCUGCCAGAAGAUGAAGCGCGUCGUCACGCACACCAAGAUCUGCAAGCGCAAGACCAAGGGCGACUGCCCCAUCUGCAAGCAGCUCAUCGCGCUGUGCUGCUACCACGCCAAGCACUGCCAGGAGACCAAGUGCUCGGUGCCGUUCUGCAGCAGCAUCAAGCAGAAGCUGAAGCAGCAGCAGGUGCAGCAGCGGGUGCAGCAGCAGCAGCUGCUGCGGCGGCGCAUGGCGGCCAUGAACACGCGCGGCUGUGCGCCCGCGCCGCCCUCGCCGCCGCCCGCGCCGCCGCUCGCCUCGCCGCCCGCAUCCAAGCCCGCGCCGCACGCGCUGCCCACCAAUGUGCAGAAGGCGCUACAACAGGUGCAAGAGGAGGCGGCGCGACAACAGGCCCCCUCCUACGGCAAGCAGGGGGCGAUGGCGGCGCGCGGCGAGCAGUGGGCGCCGCGCUACCGGCCGCCGCCGCCGCUGCACCACCCGCACCAUCAUCGGCCCCCCGUGCCGCAGCCGCAGCCGCCGCCGCAGCAACGAGCACCGGCGCCGCAGCCGCAGCCGACGCAGCCGCAGAUGCACCAGAAGGCGCUGCAGCAGCUCAUGGCCACGCUGCGCUCGCCCACCAGCCACAACCAGCAGCAGGAGAUCCUGCAGAUACUCAAGUCCAACCCGCCGCUCAUGGCAGCGUUUAUCAAGCAGAGACAGAACGCCAACCAGCAGUCAGGCGGCGCCGUGGGCGCAGUAGGCGGCGUCGGGCCCGUGGGCGUAGGCGGCGUCGGCACCGUGGGCGGCGCCCAGCCCGUGCCGCUGCAGCAGCCGCUGCAACACAUGAUGCAGCCGCAGCAGCAGCAGCAGCAACAACAACAGCAGCAACAGCAGCAGCAGAGGCUGCAACAGAUGCACCAGAUGCUGGGGCAGCAGUCUCAGCAGGUAGGAGGAGUGAGCGGCGUGAGCGGAGUGGGCGGCGGCGGCGGCGGCGGCGGCAUGGGCGCGCUCGGGCACGGCGCGUGGUUCAAGCAGGCGGGCGGCGGCGCGGGGCUGCUGCCCGUGCGCGGCGGCUACCCGCCGGCCGGCGCGCGCGUGCCCCCGCGGUACUACGCGGGCGGCGUGGGCGUGCUCCAGCGCUCCCCGCCCGCCACGCCCUCCCCGCGCGCGCAGACCCCCGCCGAGCUGCUGCUGCUGCGCCAGUCCCCCGCGCCGCCGCCCCCGCCGCACCCCCUCCCCCCGCAGGACGACCAGCUCCCCCCUCUCACGCCGCAGGACCAACUCAGCAAGUUCGUCGAGCAGUUGUAGUGUAAAUAGACGCCCGCGGCCCCCACCACUGUACCAUAUAGGCUAGCGACGGAGGCCGCGCACCCCGACCCCCCUAUCCCUCCCUCGUGCACUAUUUAUUGUCGAUGAAAUUAUUAAAUUAACGUAGCUAUGUGAAGGACGUAAAUUAAGUUAUACGGUGAACGAAUCGAGCGCUCAAUGUACAAAAUGUAAAUAUAAAGAAGAGUACAUCCUGUCCGCUUCUGCGUUAAAUAAGUUGUUCGUAGUGUUAGGUACAUUAUGAUACUUAUUCUGUUUAUUGUAAUUAAAUCAUUUUAUAAUAUAAUUAUGUGAUCAUUAUAAA